Fusarium musae is the source of this 2538-nucleotide messenger RNA. RefSeq lists its product as uncharacterized. Gene Ontology annotation, molecular function: protein binding. The transcript is spliced from 3 exons. NCBI's taxonomy places the organism in Eukaryota, Fungi, Ascomycota, Sordariomycetes, Hypocreales, Nectriaceae. Bases 1 to 2538 code for a protein of 845 amino acids. The record is from RefSeq and is a predicted model, not a curated record.
AUGGAGACCGCUGGCCUCGUCAUCGGAGUUGCUGGGCUCGCUGGACUUUUCACCUCCUGCGUAGAGGCCCUUGAUAAAAUACAAUCUUACCGGACCUUCGGAACCGACUCGCACGUCUUGAAUACUCAAUUCAAAGCCGCUAGAGCUCGCUUCGAGCGAUGGGGUCCAGGCGUGGGCAUCGAACAGGGCCGACUAAAACACGCUCAUCACCCAGCCCUGGAUGAUAAAGCCGUUUCCGAUGUAGUAGCCGAAUUAUUACAUAUCAUCGUCGAGGCGAUUUGCGAUGCUGGCAAUGUACCUCCCCGUCGAGCUCGGGGUACAGGCUUUGACAACAAGGACUCAGUAGAGCGUGGCCGACCGACGGCCCGCAACACAAUGCACGAGUCGAAGACGAAGAAGAUGUCAUGGGCGUUAUGGGGUAAAGGAAAGCGUGCAGAGCAAGUUGAGAUAUUCGAAAAACUGGUCCAACAACUGCAUAAUCUGGUGCCCCCGAGAACGGAGAAUAAUCCAUGGUCAGCGGGAAAUCCAGACGCUGGUCGUACCGAUACACUCACUCAAGGAGCUGAUCCAGGCCACGGAUGGUACGAUGAGAUCCGUCGCGUCUUGGAACGAAUUAAGGAAGACAUUGGAGCCGAAGCGCGCCGUCAAGUUCUUGCCUGGCUUAGCAGUUGCCCUCCUGACGAGCGCUACCAUGACUCCCUUCAGAAAAAACUCCCAGGUACCUGCGAUUGGAUUCUUGACCGCACUGCGUUUAGCCGCUGGUUAGCCGGAGGAUCCACAAACCGAAAACUCCUAUGGGUCAAUGGGCAUGCGGGGUUUGGAAAGACGAUCCUCAGUGCCCAUCUCGUCGACCAUCUUUCUUCUACCCUGAGUGCGCCCGUUGCCCAUUUCUUCUUUUCUUCAGAUCAUGCGAGCCGAGAAGACCCUUUCUUAGCCCUACGGUCAUGGAUAUCCCAAAUCGUAUCGCAGAAUGAUGAUGCAUUCGAACACGCCCGCCAGAGUUGGAUCUCUGACGUGGACCUUGUGGCAACUCGCGUGACCAUCAUCACCCUCUUCAAGCAACUCUUACGCGACAUUCCUGGAUGUAUUCUUAUCGCCGACGGCCUCGACGAAUGUACCUCAAUCGCAAAGUUUCUUCGCGAUGUCGUAGAUUCCGUUGCUGGAACAGAGACACGAGUCCUUCUCGUCAGUCGUGACGAGCUCGCCAUUCGGGACGCACUCACGGACGGUACGCGGGAAACCUUCGACGAGUAUAGGAUAACGCUCGAAGAUGUUCGACCAGAUAUUAAUGCCUACUCUCAUGCCAUCGUUAGCAGAAAGCUUUGCAACAAGAGCGACGAUGUCCGAUCGACCCUUUCCGAGGCGAUGUCCGAUCGUUGCCAAGGCCAAUUCCUCUGGCUUAAGAUGCAAGAGGAGUGCCUUAGGGGAGGGAUGAACAAGAAACAACUCCAACGUGCUAUCGAGAACACGCCAACAGGCCUUGAUCGUCUAUACGACCACAGCUGGACCAAAAUCACCAAGUUGGAAGAAGAGGGAAGAGACCGAGCCUUCGCUCUCCUUCGCUGGGCGGCAUUUGCCUUACGGCCCCUUACUGUCUGCGAGAUUACCGAAGCUGCUCUGAUACUCACCUCUGGAGAACUAUCACGGGACGAUUUUCCCGACGCCGUAGAUGACGAGUAUAUCAAAAGCGAGAUAAUCGGUCUUUGUGGCCCUCUCUUGGAAGUGAGGAAGGGAUCCACUGGGUCCUCCCCAGGUCAACGAACGGUGCAUCUGCCGCAUUUCUCGGUCCGUCAAUAUCUUCUAUGCAACCUUCCUACUCCAGGCUGGAUAUACCAUGAGAACAUUUUGCAGACUUCUCAAGAGAAGAUGCAGAAUACCUUGCUUGCCAGGGCUUGUCUUCAAUACAUCUUCCUCCCGCAAAUUUGGCAAAAUAUUCCGGAUGACUCUCUUUCCCUAGGCGUCUCAUUGCGAGAAUAUGCAGCAGCAACCUUCCAUCAACAUACCAACUCUGGAUUAAAUGACAACGAAGAACUAACAAAGCUUUUGGUGCAGUUUUUCAGCAGAGACAAUCCUGUUUGGAAUGCUUGGCGGGCCUUUAUCGAGACUAAAACCCGACCAGACGCAGCGGCUGAGACCAUACCACCAAGCCCACUGUAUUAUGCUGUAAGGAUGAAGUUGAUGGCCGUGGCAAUAAACCUUAUCAAUGAACAGAGCGUGAACGAAGCCAGUAGCUUGGGAAGAACACCGCUUGACAUCGCUUGUGCUGAUGGGUCCAACGAUUUUGUUGCUCUGCUUCUUUCGAAGGGAGCCGAUUUCACGACGACGGACAACGAUGGCUGCACACCACUAAACUUGGCCUCGAAUGGCGGGCAUGCAGAAAUCGUCAAGAUGCUGCUGGAGAAGGGAGCCGAUUUUAUAACGGUGGACGAUUAUGGGGUGACGCCACUUUUAUUAGCUUCGUUUGAAGGCCAUGUUGAUGUUGUUAAGAUACUGCUGGAGAAGGGAGCCGAUCUCACGGUAGCAAACAACGAUGGCUAG